Molecule: messenger RNA, 3507 nt
Organism: Stylonychia lemnae
Lineage: Eukaryota; Ciliophora; Spirotrichea; Sporadotrichida; Oxytrichidae
Source: the annotation of a GenBank genome assembly
AUGGGUCUUCAAAAUAACCUAGUCAAUUUAACUUCAAGAUUUCAUAACAACACAAACUAGGACACAAUCAAUAACUUAAAUAACCCAAAUACCUUUAGACAGUCAACUAACUAGUCCAGCAUCUUAAAUCAAAGUCCAAAUCACCCCAUUUAAAAUUAGAACUCUUCAUCUAUGACUAUGAAUAAUCAGGCUAAGAAGGUUACAAGUUUUGCAGAGAACAAUUAGAGUGCAAUACAAUAGGAAAAUCCUUUAACUAGAGCAUUGAGGAAGGCGUCCGUUAGUAAGAAGGAGAUCAACUUUGGAGUAGGUGGUGGUAAUCAAAUUCAGUCAUUUAAUUCCAAUCUUAGAAGCAGAUAAGAUAAUCAGUCAUCUUAGAAAAACUACUCAUCUGGAUAGAAACAAUCAAACUAGCAGCUGUAAAACACCAACAACUACAAGAAGGGAACUGGGGAUAUCAGUGGGAACUCUAACUCAGGCAGACAGUCUAAAUCUAAAAAUUAAAUAGCCCUACCGAUAAACAAUGUGAGCAACAUAAAUCAUACAAAUUUUAUGCAUUCUAAGUCUAUGAACUUGGAUGCUAACUAGCUCAAACUCUAAAAGCAAAAGCUACUUGCCUAAAUCCUAGAAAAACUGUCUAAAGAUGUAGCCUAGAACAAAGACUUCUAUUUGAAGAUUAGGAAAGAGUACGAUAGAAUCACCAUAUAUGAGAAUAUGUUCAACAGAUAGAAAGAGUAAUAAAAGGAAUUUAAGAAUCUUAAGAAAAAUCUUAAGAGGCUGGUAGAUCAUUUUUUCUUGCCUGUGUUUCCAUAGUAAAUUGCUAAGUUGCAGCACAAAGCAAGUAAUUCCAGCAAGCAAAAGAUUAUAGAACAAUAAAAGAAGCUAUCAAGACAGUCAAUGAAGCGAAAGUUUGUACGUAAUAGCAAGAAUCAGAUCAACUAGACUGCUAUUUAAAAUACUGUAACAGAGGAAGAGUUUUAGCCACUGAUAUAUGAGCCAGAGUUCCAGUAGUUAAUUGAAGAUUAGACCACAUUCUUUGAAGAAGACCUAGCUGUUAAUUCUCUGCAAAUAUCUAUCCUGCAGAUUUUGAACUUUUUGGAAAAAAUUGUUGAGACCGAGCUGUACAUCCUGGAAGGAACAGCAAUCGCUGCUGACUAAAGCAAUAUGGACAUUCUCACAUAUCAUGGGAAGCAGAUUCAAGCUAGAGCCAUGCUGAAUGAGCAAAUAACUAUUCUUAAAUACAUCAAAAUAGAACGGUUUUACUUAUAUGUCUUUUGGACUCACUCUGAGCAGCUCUCUGCAAACAGCCACCCGCAGAUUAAACAGAGAGACUUCAUAUACAAGCGUUGCGUAGGCAGCUUGAAAAGACUGAGACAACUGAUAUACUCGCUAAACUAUCUGUUGACAGACAAGAAGCGCAUUCAGUUGCAGCAGUGCUAUUCCAACAUCAGAAAUUUCCUGAUGACUACAUUUCUGAUAAUGAUUGAUAACCUUACAAAUAUACACUAGAAUUCAAAGUAAAACAUGAAUAUACAGGAUAGAGGUGACAAGGAAAGACCUAGUUACUCUGGAAUGGUAAGCAGUGCCAGCCAAAGUGAACCCAAGCACUUGAUGCUCUUGAAAACACUCUAUGGAAUGGCUGAUGAAAUGAUGAGUAAGAACUUCAUUGAAGAGAAAAAGACUAACUAGAAGAACAUGUUUGACAAAGACUACAUAGAGACAAGCAAAGCUAAAGAGGCUAAGACCUUAAACUUUGAAGAAAUGCUUUUGAACUUUAAGGACCAGCUGCAGUAUGUAGACUUUACUGAGGAUGAAUUCGCAGAGUAUUCUUACAUCGACCAAGACUACGACAAGCCAAUUAACACUAUCUCUAGUAAUAAUCAUCUUCAGAAUAUUCAUCAAAGAUAAAAUCAGCUCUAUUAGAGCCACACUUUCAGAGAUACCUAAAUCAGUAACUAAAAUAGACUCAGACUGUAAAGCACAUAAAUAGAUGAAGAUGUGCAGGACAAGGCUGAUGGAGGUGAAGAGGAUGAUGGAAUUGAUGGUGAGGAUUUUUUUAAAAAUCUCGGAUUCAAAGAUCCUUUUCACAAGAAGCUACUUGCCGAUGUGCAGCCACAAGAGCAAUAGAAUUAGCAUUACAUGACUCAGGAGAGUAUCGAGAAAGUUUAGAAAAUCAUUGCCAAAAAUCCUUAGUUCUCAACAGUAAUGAACAACCUGCUCAACUCAGCUUAUAAUCCUUUCCAAGAAGGGUUUCCUUUCAUUAGUGAUACGAGCUUUAAGAGGAAAUUCGCUAAUUCUAUGAAUAAAAAGUUCAAGACUAGAGGAGCGCUCAGCUGGAUAUAUCGAGACUAUGUUCAUAAGUAUAAGGCAUAGAAUGGCCAGAACUAAGAGCAUGAAGAGGAUGAGGAGGAUUGGGACUAACCUCUCGAUGUAAUUGAACUGUUCAGUUUUCUGGAUUCUGGCAAAUCGAAUCCAUUGCCAUUGAUGAAUGAGAUUAAUCAGCAAGGCACCUUUACAACUAGUCAUUACAAUUAGAACUAGCGAACUACUAUGCAGAAAUUUAAUGACAAUGACUCAGUUUAUGGGGAUUCUGAAAAAUUUGAGAAGCUGGUAAACACAAACUUUAGCUUCAAGAAGAGAUAUGGACAAGACAAGAAGAUUGAAUAGAAAUAUGCGGAGAUUAUCUAUCUAAAGAAAAAAGAUCGGUUUAAGAAUGUAAGCUCCAAGGUCACAGAAUUCUUUAGUUAAUAGCUAUUGGCUGAAGAACUGAAAAAAGAAUAGUCACAUAACAACUCAUAGAGUUCUUAGUCUAGGUUGAUAAAAGCCAUUUAGCGUGGAAUGCAGACUAAUAUCUUCGACAUGAUUACAGAUGAUUUGAAUCCGUAUAAAAAGAAAAGAGCAAAAGCCAAUCAAUCAAACGGCGGCAAUAACUAUGCUUCAUUCAACGGUAGAAAUAAGUCUGAGACUGGAGGAUCUUCUUAGUAUUGGCGCAGAUUCUCCAGUUCUCAUGAGCAGUCAAUAAAAGACAGCAGAUCAUUUCAUUAGCAAUUCUAAUCGCUUGGCUCUCUAAGUUAAAGAAGAAGGUCAGUAACGAAUAACUUCAAAGGCAUUGGUUAUGGAAAUAGUAGGAAUGGAGGAUUUUAACCAGCAGGCACUGGUACCUUUGAGAAUAAAUUUGGUGAUUAGGACUCUGAGCAAGACUAUGGAUUCUUUAACUAGAUUAAUCAUGCCAAUUCAAAUACUAGCGGCUACUUCAAGAAAAGAAGUGCAACUAUACAUUAUAGAUCAACAAUUAAGGACAUUUAAGAGGAAGAUGAUUUAAAAAGCAAGUAGAGUGAUGGUAGAAACAGGAAGUAAAAACUUGGAAUUGGUUUUAAUCCUGGCCAAUAAAGCAGCAUGCAUAACUCAAGUGCUAAUUCAAAGCAAUUUUUUAAUAAGGCAAGUAAGAGAAUGGCUCAACUAAGAAAACCCUCCAGCGGAGUUUUCCUUAAUAACGAUUACCUGUAUUGA